AUGGGCCGUGGACCAAAGAAGCACCAGAAGCGCCUCAGCGCGCCCAGCCACUGGCUCCUGGACAAACUGUCCGGUGCCUACGCUCCCAAGGCCUCCCCCGGUCCUCACAAGCUUCGCGACUCGCUGCCCUUGAUCAUCUUCCUCCGCAACCGCCUAAAGUAUGCGCUCAACGCCAAGGAGGUCAAGUCGAUCGUCAUGCAGCGCCUGAUCAAGGUCGACGGCAAGGUCCGCACCGACAGCACCUUCCCCACCGGUCUCAUGGACGUCAUCUCCAUUGAGAAGACGGGCGAGAACUUCCGCCUCGUUUACGACACCAAGGGCCGUUUCACCGUCCACCGCAUCACCGCUGAGGAGGCACAAUACAAGCUCGGCAAGGUCAAGCGUGUCCAGCUCGGCAAGGGCGGCAUUCCCUACUUGGUUACGCACGAUGCGCGAACCAUCCGUUACCCCGACCCGGCCAUCAAGGUCAACGACACGGUCAAGGUCGACCUCUCGACCGGCAAGAUUGCCGACUUCAUCAAGUUCGACACUGGUGUCAUCGUCAUGGUGACCGGUGGUCGCAACAUGGGCCGUGUUGGUGUCAUCACCCACCGUGAGCGCCACGAUGGUGGCUUCAACAUUGUCCACUUGAAGGAUGCCGUUGACAACGAGUUCACGACGCGUGAGUCCAACGUCAUUGUCAUCGGACAGGAGAAGCCCUGGAUCUCCCUCCCCAAGGGCAAGGGUGUCAAGCUCUCCAUUGCCGAUGAGCGUGACCGCCGCAGGGCGUACGCCAUUGCUGGCCAGUAA
Molecule: messenger RNA, 789 nt
Organism: Ascochyta rabiei
Lineage: Eukaryota; Fungi; Ascomycota; Dothideomycetes; Pleosporales; Didymellaceae
Product: 40S ribosomal protein S4
Exons: 3
Coding region: 1-789 (262 amino acids)
Biological process (GO): translation
Cellular component (GO): cytosolic small ribosomal subunit; ribosome
Molecular function (GO): structural constituent of ribosome; RNA binding
Source: RefSeq, a predicted model, not a curated record